Babesia bovis T2Bo is the source of this 2079-nucleotide messenger RNA. RefSeq names its product FHA domain containing protein. Lineage: Eukaryota; Apicomplexa; Aconoidasida; Piroplasmida; Babesiidae. The record is from RefSeq and is a predicted model, not a curated record. The coding region runs from base 159 to 2075 and encodes 638 amino acids. The transcript is spliced from 2 exons. Gene Ontology annotation, molecular function: zinc ion binding; protein binding.
UCGAUGUGUAUGACUAUUGCUGCGCAUUUGUUGGUUAUCUUUGGAUUCUACGGCAGCUAAUACUUGCUUCAUUUUCUGGACAUUUAGAAUUUGCGUGCUGACUUGUUCUCUUACUUUAUGUUGAUUAUUAUAAUCUUGGAUCGUAUAAUCGUUGCGCAAUGUAUUCUUCUGACGAGGGGAUGGUAGGUCCCAUGCUUCGUGUUUGCACGCGUACUUGGACUCGUGACAGUCACGACUUGUUUGACUAUGAGACUCUAGACUCCAAGCAGCUUGCUGAGACUUACUUUGCUUCAUCUCAUGGUUUUUUACUUUUACGUUCUGAGUUUACGGUUUCUCCUGCUGUGACUCUUUCUACUAGGGAUGACAAAGGUGACAAGGAGCAUGACUACCUUCUUAACGUUGCGCGCAACCACUCUGGUGACUACACUUUACUACCGGCUCAGCGUAUUACUGGUCGUCCUUUGAACCCUCAGCGUUUAUUUUUGGUUGUUCGUUCUUUACCGAACAAGCGUUACGCCUUACAGGAGGAUGAUUUGUUAAAAUUAGGUCGUUACAAUCUUCGUGUACGUCGUAUUGUAACGACAUCCUUGACAGAUUUUGAUUUGACCAAUUUAUUGGACGGUCCUGUUCCGGAGAUCGACUAUGCUGAUGUCUAUGGCACUACUUAUCAGUGCCGUAUAUGUUUAUCUGAGGGUACUGAUGAGGGCCGCUUACUUUGUCUUUGUGAAUGCAAGGGUUCCAUUAAGUAUGUCCACAUAGACUGUAUGCGUCGUUGGAUGCAUUUACGUUCAUUGAAGGACAUGCGGGACACCGACCAGCCUUUGAAGGUAUCUUUGAUAUCCGAUUCGGCGUGUGAGCUUUGCAAGGCUCGUUUACCCAAGUUCAUUCGUGUAAGGGGUGAUUUGAUCCCAUUAGUGGAGAUACCUGACAUGACAGGCCCUUUCAUUAUAUUGGAGGAUAACGUCCCUAGUCCUAACAAGUGUUUGUUUUUCAUUAGUGUCAAUGAACCCGAUUUCGUUCGCAUUGGUCGUGGUCAUGAGGCUUCAGUUCGCAUUUCUGAUGUUUCUAUAUCUCGCAAUCACGCCAACAUUUUGUAUGACAAUGGUACUUUUUACAUUGAGGACCACAAUUCAAAGUUUGGUACAUUGGUUGCAGUUCGUCGUCCAAUUCCAAUCCGAUCCUGUGAGAACAUAGCGUUCCAGGUUGGUCGGAGUUUAAUUGAGUUUUGUGUGGAUCCUACAAUUCAGUACAUAAAGGGUAUUGUUAAGAUUCCUCCUGUUAUUGGACGUUUUAGUUUUUGCAGGGACAUUGCUACUCAUUUGGAUUCUGGCAAGCCUAGUCCUGCCAUGUCGAAUCAUCACAAUGUAGUGGACGACUCCAUGGGUACCAGUGCUGAUGAGCAAUCUCAACGUUCAUUUGUGCAAUAUGAUCAUCAGAAUCCGUUAAGUAUGGAAUUCGGGGAGUCCGUAAGCACCUUUGUUCGUUCGGGGGUGCCAACGAAUUACUCUGACAGUCGCGGAUUAUCCUUAGGUGAUGCAUCUCACGUCAAUGGUUCGUAUUUACCUGGUGAGGUCUACUUUCCUUCUUUCAACGGAUCACACUCGGAGGACAUAACUCCUCAAUCACCUUAUGGUCAUGUUGUGGAUGCUCCAUCUCCCAAUUCUGCUGCUGACGGGAUACUCUCCUUGCGUCUUAUAUUGAACACCCCCGCUUCGAAUCACGACAUGAACACGAGUUCUCGGGAUCACAUAUUGACUAACUUGCGUUACUCCAACCACGUUACUUCAACUAAUCGCAUUAUUCCUCAGCACGACCCGCAAUGUUUUACUCCAAUGACUCGUUCUCUUGGUCUUUUGGAUUCUUCAGUUACUGAGGACAGCGCUAGGCAUGGUUACUACUUGCCUGACAAUGCCUUUAUGAGUGUCGACGUUCCUCGUGACAUUACAGUUCCUGAGAUGGCUACUAAUGGUUUUCAGAGUCGUCGUGUAGCGGCAUCUCCUGUUACGGAGGGUUCUCGUGGCAUGUGGCGUUGUGUCACUGUCAGCCCUGCUUCAUCUAUUCAUACGCCUAAAUAGGUUU